AAAACUAUGUCUGUUAGUUUAAUUUUAUUGUGUUAGUUUUUGUUUUCUAUAUUUGAAAUCUGCGCUUUUACUAAAAAUGACUAGUUCGACAGUUAUUUUACGUUGCCGCGUGUUCCCUGCCGUUGGUCUGAUUGCUGCGGUUUUGUUUCUAUGCUUUAAGCGUGUAAAGUUAGUUUUCGUUGUACUGCGUUUGCGAAAGGUCGUUUUGCUGUGAGAGAAUCGUUAUGUUUGUAUUGAACUGAUAAAGUAGAUAUUUGUGUUAGUGGUUACUGUAUAUAGUAGUGUUGCAAAACGGAUGAGGUUACCUUUUUAUAUAUACAUCGUAUUAGGAAUAUUUAUUAAAUUACUUUCUUUCAUAUUUGAAUAAUAUUCAGUGCAGCCUACAGCAAACUACGGCAUACAGAUCCCGCGAUUGGCAGUUUAAGCAGCGUGCUUAAUCAAACUGCCGUUAUACGUAACACAAGCAACAGUCUUUUAGAGUGGGGACACCGUUAUAUAUACUUGUGUAGAUUUGAGCUUAUAUUUUAAAUAUAAUCACUGAUUGAAUUAUGGCGGACAACAACGCCUAUGAGAACGACAAUGGUAAGCAAUCCACAUCGUUCACCAAUGAGGAGAGUAAUGGGGAUUAUGAGAAGUUUGACGACACUGGGUUCACUAAUAUAAAGUUGGACGAUGAAAGUGCGGAUAUCCCGAAGCCUUACGCUGGAAUGCCAAAGGACGUCCUCCUGCAUUAUUCCCGCCAGCGUCACUUUGUAUGGGCACGUAACAUCAUGACAGCAGCCGUCAUUCUUGCUAUCCUUGUCCUUCUGUCGUUGGUGAUUGCACUUAUCGCCAUAUCACCAGGUUGCCAACCAUUCUGGCAGACAAGUCCAAUCUACCAGAUCUAUCCCAAGUCAUAUUCUGAUAAUAACAACGAUGGUGUUGGAGACAUCGCAGGCAUCCGGAGCAAGUUAGAUUACUUGAAGGACGACCUUGGCGUGAAUAUGAUCUGGCUCAACCCAAUAUACUUAUCCCCACAAGUAGAUAACGGGUAUGACGUCAUGGACUACGUCACCAUCGACCCCAUGUUCGGAACGAUGGCGGAAAUGGAAUUGUUGAUCACUGAUGUACAUGAUAGAGGAAUGAAAAUCAUCAUGGACUUUGUACCGAAUCACACGAGCGAUAAGCAUGCAUGGUUCAAUGCAAGUUCGAAUCCAUCUCAUGCCCAAUAUGAGAAGUACAAGGAUUAUUAUAUAUGGGCGGAUAGUACGAACGGAGGGAGCACUGGCGUGCCCAAUAACUGGCAAAGUGUGUUCUCUGACACCGAUCCUUCAGCAUGGGAAUGGAACGAUAAGAGGAAACAAUUCUAUUAUCACGCUUUCUAUAAAGAACAACCUGAUCUUAACCUGAGGAACGAAGCAGUGCUUGUUGAACUGGAUGCUGUUCUUACGUACUGGAUGGACCAAGGGGUUGAUGGGUUUCGAUGCGAUGCUGUUGCGUUCAUGUUAGAAGCUACCCAUCUGCGUGACAACCCGUUAGUGGAUGAUACCAAACCGCCUUCCUACACAAACGUAUAUCCUGAUUACACUCAAAACCAAAUGGGAGUUCACGAGAUCAUAGCAAGGUGGCGACAUGUGUUGGACAAAUUCAGCACUGAACCAGGAGUGUAUAGAUUUAUGGAAACAGAGGUGUAUGACGACAUCGACACAGUUAUUCGUUACUACGGGACCCCCUACGUUGACGAGGCGGAUUUCCCAAUGAACUUUAAACUAAUAGACCUCCAGAAGCCCGCCUCAUGGACAGGAAGUAACAUUGAGUCAACAGUUCUACAAUGGAUGCGGAAAAUGCCUUCGUCCAAGUGGCCUAACUGGGUGAUUGGCAACCAUGACAACUCCCGAGUAUCAACAAGAUUGGGGAACAAGUUAGCUUCCUGUGCAGCUUUCCUCACGAUGACUUUAUCCGGUACCCCGGGGAUGUAUUAUGGAGAGGAAAUAGGGAUGGAGGAUUUAGUGAUGACCAACCCGGCGGACACUCGGGACCCAGAGAGAACCCCAAUGCAAUGGGACAUAACUAAUAACGCUGGCUUCUGUGACAAUUGUACAAGCUGGCUACCAGUGAACAACAACUACUUGAGUAAAGGCAUCAAUGUAGAGGAGCAGAAAACCAAUUCCACUUCGAUGUUCAACCUGUACAAGCAGUUGAUCAACUUGCGUUCGGAUGAAACUUUUCGUCAAGGAUAUCUCUGUGUUUUAAUGUCUACGGCCAAAACAAUUGUGUACGUUCGUGAACUGCCUGGAGCCAAAUCCUUUCUCGUUGCGAUCAACUUUGGUGAUACAUCAGAAACCAUUAACCUUCAAUCUUCCUUUCCUUUCCUACCGGGUGUUGGGACGUUAUAUCUUUCAACGUCCAACCAGAUUGGUGGGGCCGUGUACUUUAAUAACUUGCUGGUGGACGCGCAAGAAGGGCUGGCUGUACAAUUCAAGCCAGGAGGGAACUUAUUCAAUAAGCAAGCUGGAAUGUUGGAUCGUUGCUUUACCUCCAAGAAAGUUUGCGUCAACGGAAUCGGUCUAAUGCAGUUUUGCUAAUGCUAAAAAAAGCGACAAGAUCAAAUGCUUUGCUGUCUAAUUUUCCUGAAUAAAUUUUACAAUUUCUUUAAGAGCAUUUAAAUUUUCGUUGUUAAGUUUUGUGAUGCACACAGGGCUCUACCCAAAAUAUUGAUUUUAAUCCCUUUGGAUCUAUCUGUAUGCAGUAGUAUUAGGUUAUGUUUCAAGGAAAGUAUGUUUUUUUGGCAACAUGCUUGUUGCACAACAAAUGUUCUUCGAAAAAGAAUUAACAAGUGUACAUCAACAGUUUCUAGUCUAGUGGGACCACAUAAUACUGUUUAAUUUUCUGUAGUGGGACAACAAACACAAAACUUAUACAUACAUUGGUAUCAAUAAAUGCAUACGCGUAAUGUAGUAGAAUCUGUUUGUGCACUAUUUUCUCAUUUUUAAAGUUGAUUUUAUAUACGAGAGCCCGACCUUUUAAAUAAAGAUUAUACAGCGAAUAUCAAGAAAGUA
This is a messenger RNA of Ciona intestinalis (vase tunicate), 3038 nucleotides long. Lineage: Eukaryota; Metazoa; Chordata; Ascidiacea; Phlebobranchia; Cionidae. The record is from RefSeq and is a predicted model, not a curated record.